AUGGUGAAGGGAAAUCAAACCAAUGUGAAGGAAUUUAUUCUGCUUGGGUUCCCUGGCUCUCGGUAUUUGCAGAUCUCACUCUUCAUGAUAUUCUUGUUAAUAUACCUCCUGACAUUCACAGGAAACACCACCAUCAUAUCCUUAGUGUGGACCCACCGUUGCCUCCACACCCCUAUGUACUACUUCCCCUGCAAUCUCUCCUUCGUGGAGAUCUGGGUCACCACAGCCUACAUUCCCAAAAUUCUUGCCAAUCUCAUGUCACAAAGCAAAACUAUCUCCUUCCCCAGUUGCCUCCUGCAGAUGAACUUUGUUUUCUCCCUAGGCUGCACUGAAUUUCUACUCCUGGCAGUCAUGACCUAUGAUCGCUAUUUGGCCAUAUGCCACCCAUUGUGCUAUCACUCCAUCAUGAGCAGCACCUUGACCACUCAGUUGGCCCUUGGCUCAUGGGUAGGUGGUUUCCUGACUCUUUCUGUGCCGAUGUUUCUGAUCACCAGGUUGUCCUUCUGUGGCCCUACAGUCAUCAACCAUUUCUUCUGUGACAUAGAUUCUUGGAUAGCGCUCUCCUGCACAGACACACACCUGGUUGAAAUGGUGUAUAUUGCUCUUUCCUUUAUUGUCGUUCUGGGGUCCUGUGCAGUCACCCUUGGCUCCUACAUUCACAUUAUCUCCACCAUUGUGAGAAUCCCAUCUGCCCAAGGCCAGGAAAAGGCCUUUUCCACUUGCUCUGCCCAUCUCACCAUUGUGGUUAUGUUGUACAGCUGCUCCAUCUUUCUGUACGUCAAGCCUUCUAAACAGAACUCACUGGACAUGAACAAAAUGGUCUCUGUCUUCAAUACUAUUGUGACACCAUUGCUUAACCCUUUCAUUUACACUCUAAGAAACAAAGAUGUCAAAGAAAUCAUGAUAAAGGCUUUCAGUAGAUCAUGA
Molecule: messenger RNA, 927 nt
Organism: Emys orbicularis (European pond turtle)
Lineage: Eukaryota; Metazoa; Chordata; Testudines; Emydidae
Product: olfactory receptor 6F1-like
Exons: 1
Coding region: 1-927 (308 amino acids)
Biological process (GO): G protein-coupled receptor signaling pathway
Cellular component (GO): membrane
Molecular function (GO): G protein-coupled receptor activity; olfactory receptor activity
Source: RefSeq, a predicted model, not a curated record